Lonchura striata (white-rumped munia) is the source of this 14761-nucleotide messenger RNA. It is a transcript of the gene DGKH, whose product is annotated as diacylglycerol kinase eta. Lineage: Eukaryota; Metazoa; Chordata; Aves; Passeriformes; Estrildidae. Gene Ontology annotation, biological process: phospholipase C-activating G protein-coupled receptor signaling pathway. The record is from RefSeq and is a predicted model, not a curated record. Gene Ontology annotation, cellular component: plasma membrane. Gene Ontology annotation, molecular function: ATP-dependent diacylglycerol kinase activity; protein binding.
AAAAGGUUUUUGCCUCCCCUCCAUGUGACUUGCAGCCUGCUGCACUUCAGUUACGUCGCCUCUGAGAUAUGUUAAAGUGCAGCUCAGUUUAAUGAAGGAGUGGAUAGGACAAUUCUAGGCUAGAGGCAAUUUACGGCAAGGACUGGGUAAGUAAGUGCAGCUGUAGAUAAAUGUUUACUAAUAUUGUCCAAAUGUUGUAAUGUCUAGCUUAUAGCAUUUAAAAGAAAAAUCAGAGUUACCAUUUUUAAGUGGUCCUUUCUUGGUUUUAUUUAAUUUGCAAGUGUUGGUGGUACAUACUAUGUAAUAGAUUAAUGCAUAAUACUGAUAAAGGAUUUAGUUUUAUUUUUCAGACUUUCUACAACAAAACAAAUAACUUUCCUUAUUUUCUUGUACUUGUUUUAAAUUCUUUGCCAUGUAUGUCACUGCUUUGUCUAUUUUAAUGCAGUGCUCAAAAUAAUUUCAGUAGGAGUUAGCUGAUAGUUUCUGCUGCAUUCCUGUUAUUUUGAUUAUUUUUCUGCUGUUUAGGGAGAGGGGAGAGCAGCUUGUACUCUGAACCUCCCUGGUACAGUAUUUUCAGAUUUCUAGAAUCCAACUCCAGAGCACUGAAAAAUUCCCAGCAUCAACUUGUUCCAGGAAUUCAUUCAAUUGUCCUAGUAGGAUAAUCACUCCAUUUAGGAGGCUAAUAUUGUGUGCUGAGAACAGAAAAGAAAUGGAGGACUGGAUAAGCUCUCUGAAGUCCGUUCAGUCCAGAGAACACUAUGAGACCGCACAGUUUAAUGUGGAACAUUUCUCAGGGAUGCAUAACUGGUACGCCUGCUCCCACGCCCGACCCACCUUCUGUAACGUGUGCAGAGAGAGCCUCUCUGGAGUCACUUCUCACGGCCUGUCCUGCGAAGUGUGUAAAUUUAAAGCACAUAAAAGAUGUGCUGUCCGAGCAACAAAUAACUGCAAAUGGACUACAUUAGCCUCAAUUGGAAAAGACAUCAUUGAAGAUGAAGAUGGUAUAGCUAUGCCUCACCAGUGGUUAGAGGGAAACCUGCCCGUCAGUGCCAAAUGCGCAGUCUGCGACAAGACUUGUGGCAGUGUUCUACGCCUGCAAGAUUGGAAGUGCCUUUGGUGUAAAGCUAUGGUUCACACGGCCUGUAAAGAUCUGUACCCUCGUAAAUGUCCACUUGGCCAAUGUAAGGUAUCGAUCAUCCCUCCAACAGCACUAAACAGUAUAGACUCUGAUGGUUUCUGGAAAGCCACAUGCCCGCCAUCCUGUGCCAGUCCUCUUUUAGUUUUUGUUAACUCAAAGAGUGGAGACAAUCAGGGAGUAAAGUUUCUUCGUCGAUUCAAACAGUCGUUAAAUCCAGCUCAGGUCUUCGAUUUAAUGAAUGGAGGACCUCACUUAGGUUUGCGGUUAUUUCAGAAGUUUGACAACUUCAGGAUUCUUGUGUGUGGUGGCGAUGGAAGCGUGGGUUGGGUCUUGUCAGAAAUUGAUAAGCUCAGCUUGCACAAGCAGUGUCAGUUAGGAGUGUUACCCCUUGGUACUGGAAAUGACCUUGCUCGUGUCCUUGGUUGGGGAGGAUCCUGUGAUGAUGAUACACAACUUCCUCAGAUUUUGGAAAAACUAGAACGAGCCAGCACAAAAAUGUUAGACAGGUGGAGUAUAAUGUCAUAUGAACUGAAAUUACCAGCAAAGCCUUCUAUUCUUCCUGCGACUGCAGAAGAAUCAGAGGAGUGCCAGAUAUCUGCUUAUGAGGAUUCAGUUGCUGCUCAUCUUGCAAAAAUUCUCAAUUCUGAUCAGCAUUCAGUUGUCAUAUCCUCUGCCAAAAUAUUAUGUGAAACUGUAAAGGAUUUUGUUGCCAAAAUAGGGAAGACUUAUGAAAAACCAAUGGAAAAUGCGGAGGAAGCUGAUGCCAUGGCCAUUAAAUGCUCAGAGCUAAAUGAAAAGCUGGACCUAUUGCUCCAGGCUCUUCACACAGAAGCCCAGGCUGCUCCCAUUCUCCCAGGCAUUGCUCCCCCCAUUGUGGAAGAAGAACCAGAGGAGUUCUCAAGUGAAGAAUCCUUGUCUGAAAGUAAAGAGCAAUUAGCAGAGUGUGUCUCAAAGUCUUCCCAGAAGCUCUUCAAACCAAGGCAACAGUUAAUGCUCCGAGCAAACAGCUUAAAGAAGGCUGUGAGGCAGAUCAUUGAACAAGCAGAAAAAGUUGUGGAUGAGCAGAAUGCUCAUAGUGAAGAACAAGUGAACCAAUCUCCAGUAGAGUACAGCAAAGAAUUGGAUGAAUCCAAAGAAGAGGAAAAAGAGGAAGAUACAAAGGAACUUGAGUCUCCAUCAACUAAAACUGCACCAAGAUCUCCUGACAGACGUACAAGCCGAGGUAUCCAUUCUCAGACAGGUUCUUUCUCUGCUCCAGCUUUGGCAGCAAGCAAGGAAAACCUCCCAGUACUUAACACGAGGAUUAUCUGCCCAGGUUUAAGGGCUGGUCUAGCUGCUUCCAUUGCAGGAAGUUCAAUUAUUAGCAAAAUGUUGCUAGCAAACAUCGAUCCAUUUGGUGCUACGCCGUUUAUUGACCCGGAUCCAGAUUCCUUGGAGGGUUAUUCAGAAAAAUGUGUCAUGAACAACUACUUUGGAAUUGGGUUAGAUGCAAAAAUUUCACUAGAAUUUAAUAACAAGCGAGAAGAGCACCCUGAAAAAUGCAGAAGUCGGACGAAAAACAUGAUGUGGUAUGGAGUUCUUGGCACAAAAGAGCUAUUGCAAAGAACUUACAAGAACUUAGAACAAAAAGUUCAACUUGAGUGUGAUGGACAGUACAUUCCCCUUCCAAGCCUGCAGGGUAUAGCUGUGCUAAACAUUCCCAGCUAUGCCGGUGGGACUAAUUUCUGGGGAGGAACCAAAGAAGAUGAUAUAUUUGGAGCUCCUUCGUUUGAUGAUAAGAUCUUAGAAGUUGUUGCUGUAUUUGGCAGCAUGCAGAUGGCAGUGUCCAGAGUCAUCAAACUGCAGCACCACAGGAUAGCUCAGUGCCGGUCAGUAAAGAUCACCAUACUUGGUGAUGAAGGGGUUCCAGUGCAAGUCGAUGGAGAGGCAUGGAUCCAGCCCCCGGGAGUUAUUAAGAUCAUCCAUAAAAACAGAGCUCAGAUGCUAACACGAGACAGAGCCUUUGAAAACACCCUGAAGUCUUGGGAGGACAAACAGAAGUAUGAUUCCUGCAAACCUGUCAUUCGAUCUCCCUUGUAUCCUCAGCAAGCUGUUGAGUUGGCUACAGAAGAAGAAGUUGCACAGAUCCAGUUGUGCUCACAAGCUGCAGAAGAACUUAUUACCAGGAUCUGUGAAGCAGCAAAAGUACAUGGUCUCUUGGAGCAGGAGCUUGCUCAUGCUGUUAAUGCAUGUUCACAUGCAUUAAAUAAAGCCAACCCAAGGUUUCCUGAGAGCCUUACCAGAAACACUGCCAUGGAGAUAGCUGUCAAUGUGAAGGCCUUACACAAUGAAACAGAAUCUCUGCUAGUAGGAAGAGUUCCUUUGCAGUUAGAAGCUCCCCAUGAAGAACUGUUGUCUGAUGCUUUGCACAGUGUGGAAAUAGAGUUGAGAAAACUUGCUGAGAUUCCUUGGCUUUAUUAUGUUUUUCAACCAAAUGAUGAUGAGGAUCCCCCUCUGGAUUAUGCUAAAAGAAACAAUAGAAGUACAGUGUUUCGUAUAGUGCCAAAGUUUAAAAAAGAAAAAAUUCAGAAGCAUAAGACCAGCCCUCAGCCUGUUCAAAAAUGGGGCACAGAUGAAGUUGCUGCUUGGCUGGAUCUGCUCAGUUUGGGAGAGUACAAAGAAAUCUUCAUCAGCCAUGACAUCCGAGGCUCUGAGCUUUUACAUCUGGAAAGGCGAGAUCUUAAGGACCUGGGGAUAACGAAAGUGGGUCAUAUGAAGCGAAUUCUCCAGGGAAUUAAAGAGCUCAGCAAGAACACCCCUUUGUCUGAAGUGUAAUUAUGCUGGUGCUUUUCUUAAAGAGAGAAGAGAAAGUUGCUGGAGAAGCAAAGCUGUUGCAAGCACUUGGCUGUCCUUGUAGUUAAUGGAAGAAUAAGCACUGGUGUUUGUACAGCCUAGCACCUCUGCAUUCUUGUGUGGUGAAGAACUUGCAGCAAGAGUACAAAAGGAUUUGUGCCAAAACAAAAAGGAAAAGGUGGUAUGUUCUGCAAAGAUGUUUUCUUGGUGUGCAAAUUGGCCAGUUCAGAUAAGCCCAGUUUGGCAAAUUGAUUGGUUGAUGGUGAACUGCACUGACUGGAAAAUAUAGUCAAGGAAUGAUUGCUUUGCUUACAUGCAGCUCAGUAUGCCUCUCUUUAUGCUGCAGCAAGAUGCCACUGUACAGCAUGAGGUCACCUGGUUUUCCUUCUGAGGCGUAGCUGUGUAAAACCUCCUGUGUGGGAGACCAGGAUGUUUGGAAGGUUCAACACGUGAGCCUGGCAGUGCCGCAGGUAUCCAGCACUCGCUGGCCAUGCAGAAGAGGGGAGAGAUACCUCGUGAUACCAUGAAUGCAAACUAUACUGCAUGGUGUGCCUGCCUGAAUUGUCUGUUGUUCUGUUGCAUGACACAUCUGAUACUUUAAACACUUGAACAACUUUUUUAUUGGUUUGAAUGAGAUUUAAUUUAUUGCUACUUGAGUGUCUUUUUUUUUUUUUUUUUCUUUUUUUUUUUUUUUUUUUUUUUUUUUUUUUUUUUUUUUUUUUUUUUUCCCUCCAGUUUCAGGCACUUUUCUAUUCUUCAGUGUUGUGUUAUGCCUCAAAUGUGUUCUAUGGCAAAGGGUGUGUGGGUGUGGAAACUUAGCAUUUGUGCCAUAUUCAGCAGAUUAUAUAUGAUUGAAACACUGUACAGUUAGAUUUUUAGAUAUAUCAUGUACAGAAGGUUUAUCAGGUAACUAACUUAUGAGACUUUUUGAAAGACCGGUACCUCACAAAAACAUCAAUUGGCUUCCUGCAUGGAAAAUGAUAAAGAAUUUUCUCAUGGUGCAUUUUAAUGUAGUUAUUCAGUUAUCUUAAACAUUUGUAGCAUAUUUGAACUUGUAGGCACUAAUGGUUUUAUUUAUUCUAUUGUUCAAAAGCAAGUUUAAAUAUUAAUGAAAUUUUCUUAAAGGAAAAUUUAAUUUUAUUUAUAAUACAUAAGAAGAUAUUUAAAAUGUAGCAGCUGAUAUGAUUUUUGUGGGGUAAAAUUUUACUUGUUGCUAAUUAACUACUAAUUUAAAAAUGCAUCUGUGUGCAUUUCUUUAAAAAGGUAUCAAUUUUUUUCUUGACAGCACUCCACCAUCAGUAGACCAUAAAAAUUUAAAAAACCCAGACUACAAGGUUUUAGGCUAUGCAUGCUAAGAUGAAUCACAUGCAAGACAGUAAUCCACGAGUGUAAACAGGUUAAAAAAAUUAAAACCACCUUUGUUUAUAAAUUGCUCUAGACCAGAGUUUGUAAGGUUAUUUACACUUUACUUAAAUGAAACAGGUUCAUAAUUUAAUUUCCUCGUUAACUUUUCACAAAAGUAUUAAUCUAGUUGGAAAAUAAAUUUCAGGUAUCUAAAAAAAAAAAUCCUACCUAAAUGUUUGAGAUAAGAUGACUUUGCACCACCUGCCAGAAAAUUUGCACAGAAUUGCUUUCUCCUUGCUAUUCCUAUCAAUGUGUCAUUGCAGCACAAGGAACAUUUGACUUUCACUUAAUCAAAUAGCUUUGAUGUUUCUUGCAUUUUAAAGAGUAUCUUAACAUCUAUUUGUGUUUUCCUCAUGGGCAGCAGAGUAAGGUUUCAUUUGUUUCAAUUUGUUUUUUAUCAAAACUUAUUUUCUUGUAUAAAGGGGCCAAUGUCAAGUACUGCAUCCUGGUUUUGCCCUCCAUUUCCCAUGCAUAUGACAGGAGCUGUUCCAUGGCAAAUAGAUGGGACUCAUCCCUUGGAAAGGAAAGUCUAUUAUCCUCAUUGUUUUAUUGGAGAAAAAAAAAUCAGAAUAAUCAAAACAGACUUAAUUUUUUUCUGAUUGUAGUUUUUUGUGUUCUUGCUGCUGUAGGUUGAACAGGCACCACUCUGGGAGUUCUGUGGACAUAAUGAUUACUCUGGUAAACAAACAAAAGUAAAGGGCUAUUUUCCAUUAAAAAACAAACCAAAUUGCAUUUGCCAAAUGAUAUGACUUUCAGGCUGUUGUAUGAAAAGCAUAUAAAAAAUAUGAAAAGUUAGGCAAACGGUGGAAAGUUUGUUGGUUUUGGUUUUAUUCUAAUGUACUUGACAUUCACUCCUUUAAUGACAUUCAGGAGACAUCUGCCAAGUCUUUGUAAGCUUUAUUUCUUUUUCUCUUUGGUUCUCCAUAAGCUACACUGUAUUUUAACAUGUGGCAGCAUUUUAGCAUAUUGAUGUUGCAGUAGACAGCACAGCUCAUCUUCUGGUCUAUUCAAGGACAUAACACAUAGCAGAACUUUCUUUGCUUUCCUGAUUGUAAGAUACAAUCUCUUUACAACUUUCAGCCUUGCUGUAUGUAAUGCAUUAAGAUGGCCUAUGGAACCAAAUCUCUUCAAGUCACUGUAGAGAUCUAUGCUGAGUAUAUUAAGAAAUGGAAGCUGCUUUUGGGCAGGAAAAAUGGGCAAAUUUGUUUGUAACACAACUUUCUUAUGGCACUCCUCAAAUUACCUCAAUAUAGGACAACUGAUCAAUGUUCAUUUUUCUGAAUGAUCACCAAAGAAUUCAACUUUGAUUGUCCUAAACAGAUUUCUUUAAUCAUGUGAGUAGGAAAAAGCAAAACUGUGUAAUUUAUGCUGUAUUUAUUAGAUGCCCAAGAAAGCAAAUUUUAUGCAACUCUAUGCCUUAGACUAGUGUUGGCUAUGAAGUGCAAAUGCUUCUGACAAGGAGGCUCAAAAUAUUUUGUAGGGGUUCUUUGUGGAGGUUGUGGAUUGUAACUGUGUUUAAGUGAUGUGGCUUUUUUGAAGACCUGAACACAGUGCUGCUCUCUCGUGAUUUUUUCUAAAUAUUGGGGUUUUUUCUUACUGCUGUAAAAGUCCCAGCUCCUAGAACUAAGUACAUACAUAACUACAUUUUUUAACAAACUGUAUUCUCCCUAAUUUAAUCCUGCUGUAAAAAGUGCUUCAACGCACACAUCCCAAUAUUAUAACAAAACCAAGGUUAACACAUCCCUAAAAGCAGUUCUUUUUAGAAAAUAAGAGCCUGUGGACCCUGAUUUCAGCAUGCUAGAUUUAUCAAGACAAUCCCUAUACAAAGUUUACUGGAUUUAAUUUUUCCCCCCAGUCAAAUACACAUGAUUUCUGUGGUCAGUAUACAUUAAAGCCUGAAGGGAGUGCAGAGUAAUCUGCAUUUUUUUCUAGUCGCUUGUAUUUGUAUAGAUGAAAAGUUCUGCAUCUCAGAGAGAGGAACACAAGAACUGCAUGUUUUAGAAUGGCAUCAGGUUGCUAAAUUUAAGUUGUUGUUUUUUAAUUUUCAAAUAUAAUUUCCUCAGUUCACUGUAUUUGAUUGCUGUAGCAAUCUCUGAUUUAGGUCAUGCAAGUUUUGCCUUUAUAAAGCCUCAUGAAAUCAAGCCAACACGUGGUUUUAGGUGUUUGGGGAUGUUUUGCAAUACUUCAAAGAAAAGAAGGUUCAAAAAUAAUUUUUUUUAUAAGAUGGCAAAGAAAAAUUUUCUUUGAUACAUUUUUAUGUCUCUCCCCUUAAUCACUAUUCUUUUCUCCUGAAUGUCUCUUUCUUUCAAAGAAAAAUGCUUUGAACUUGGAAGAACAGUAAAGUGUAAAGCAUAUGAUCAAAACCCCUCUCAGACUAUUUAAUUCCAAUACUUCUUGGGACUGGAAUUAACAUUCUUGGUCCUGUAAAUAAUAAAUAGAAAUCAUCUUGAUCUCUCUAUCCCUGUCCAAAGUAAUUAAUACUGCAAUGCUGCAUCGCUGUAAUUCAAAGAAGAAUUAUUGAUGUUUUUCUUCAUAAAUGUCCAUUUUAUAUUUUCCUAUGCUUUUUUUUUUUUUUGUAGAGAAACAGAUAACCUGCCAGUUUUACUUUUUAAUUGAACUUGCUCAUCCUAUUAAUGAAAAUUUUAUAAAGCCUUGAUAAUGAACAUUACUUCAAGGGUAAAAUUAUCAGUGUUUUUCAGUGCAUGUGGUCUCCAUUUCAGGAAGACUGGCAUGAGACCUUUUUCACACGUAAUGGAAAAUUAAUAUAUAAAGAAAAUAUGACAGGAUGUUCCAUAGUCCUACUUUAAAAACAGUUGUAGUAAUGUAUAUGAAGACAAAACCCCCCAUGGUGAUUCCAUUUUGCUUGAUACUUCCUGUUAAUGAUUGCAUUAGUAGUGUUUAUAGCUGUUUCUGCAGUGCUCUCUCUGUGCCCCUAAAUAUUAAGUUCUUGCCUAUGAGUUCAAAAGGUCUGGUAAUUAAUAAUUAGCAGUGCAAAAAGUCUUUGUAAAAGGUAAAGUCACAAGGAAUGUAUCUCAUUGAGGACAACUGAGCCGGAGCAAUUUGUUUAGCUUACAACCAGGAAAUCAUCUUGUCACCUGUAUGAGUAAGUGAGAGCCACAGAAAAGAAAAUUAAAGAAGUAAUUUUAAAUUUAUUUUUUUCACCCCAAUAACUUAAGUACCUCUCAACUGCAGCAUCCUGUAUACGUUUAUAACACAGACUGUCCUGCAUUUUUGAUUCUUCUGUUUUCAUGGAUUUGUAUGUUUUGUGGUAUGAUUUUCAUAUCAUCAAGGUUUGAUGCUGCUUAUUCUAACUGCGAGGAUUUAAUGUUUGCAAGAACUGUACAUGACUGUAUUGCUGUCUUAAGGAACAAGUUUAUGAUGACUUGAGGAAGCUAAGGAGUUUGGACAAGACUUAAAAUAUCUCUGUUUUCUCUUCAGAGAUGAAUGGUAGCAUCAGCAGGAUUGAUAAUUACCAAAUGAUGCUUUAUCAAUAUAAAAUCUUUACUGGUUGUAUAAAUUCCUGUAUUUAUAUCUAGAGUAUAGUUAGAAUGGAUCUUUUUUACAAAAAGAAAAAAAUUUUUCUAGUUGUUUUUUACUACUGUUGCAUUAGUAGAAUUUGCAUUUCAUAGCUCUGUUAAGUGUUAGCUUAUGUACUUGAAAUGUUUGUUUCUGCCAUACAGAAGACCAGUGUGUUUCUCAGAAAUUAUAAUCCAUUUGGAAGCCAUCUAGAGAGGACUAUUUCUGUACCCAUUUGGAGCUAAUACUAAAAUUUAUAGCAACUUCUGUAGGCUUAAUAGUGAUCACUGUCAAUACUUUAACUAAAAAAAAAAAUGUGAAAGGUUUGUGGGUUUUUUCAGUGCAUAGAGGUAAUCUUCAAAUGUCAUCCCUUUGUCAUAUGUAAAUUAAAAAAUAUUAGCAUUGCUAACACUUCUGCAAAGAAGCAAAAUGCUGAUGAAUAUGUACCCAAGAGUAUUCCUGGACAAAUUUUAAUCAAUUUAGCUAUAGUGGUUAAAAAGACCUAUCACCUUCAGAACAAUCAACAGAAAAUUCAUAUGUGCACAUGGUAGAACUAUAAACAUCUGUUUUAAAUAAUUAAAGACUUGUUUCCCAAUUGACAAAAAAUUGAUGAGCUCUCUGAUGAGAUUUUGAGUUCAUAUAACCUACUGCUUGUAUUAGUGGGCCCGAAGAAGCUGGUGCCUCAUUUAUGUUUAACACCAGUCAUGCCUUUAUUAAUGUUUUUACCUUGCUUCCCAGCUCUGUGUCUGGAUGAGUUCCCAGCUUCUGGCAAGAUGAGACCCUUGCAUGUCUGUCUAUGGUUUUUGUUCAAAAGAGCUGGACAAGCAGGCCAGGAAAAAGUUGUAGGGUGCUUGAGGAGAGAAAGAUACACCAAGGCUUCAGGCUUCAAAGCUUAGCAUAGCCAGGAUGGACUAUAUUUUUGUAGUCCCUUCUGAAAGCUCUGUCUAACAAUUAAUGUGAGCUACCAGAAUACCCUUGGCAAGAGAAAUGUUUUGGCUAACUCUACCAGCUCUGUAAGACAUUGAAAAUACUGAACGUUAUGGUAGCUAUUAGUAGGACAAUGUCCAAAUGGCCAAUUAAUAUUUUAUUCUGUGGAACAAAUAUUUUGGAAAAAUAUAGUUUGUGGUAUUAUUCAAAGACUAGUGUUAGGAUUGAAAAGCUACUGAAUAUAAACACAAUGUGGUACUAAAUUUUAAGUCAUUUGCAACUGUCUUUUUCCAAAUUCAUUGGAAACAAUUUUAGGGAGCUCUGUUUGAUCCAGGUAUAGCUAGACAAGAGUGUGUGUACUGGAAGGUGGGAACAGGAAGAAAUGAGCUAAAAGUAAAAUUGGAUGGUUUGUUUUCAUUAUGGAAACUGUGUGUAAAGCCAAAAAUAAAAUCUCCAUAGUGCCCCAAAUCCCUUCUAUGACUUUUUAAAGGGAAUUAGCAUUUUAAGUCCCAAAUUUUUUAAACUAAAGAAUUCAUUGGAUAAAAACCAGUUUAAUUAAUAACCUGACAGUGCCAGUAACAGGGAAAGAGUUAGAGAUAUAACUAUGUUCUUCUCCUGGUGUUAAUGUAAGUAAGCUCUGUUUGGGACUAAUUCUCUUUGCAGUCACGGACAAUUAUUUUGUGAACAGGGAGAUGGAGGAAAGCCAUUCAAAGCUGCUUGGUCUUGCUUUUCAGGAUGGGGAGAGCACAUGUGCUGAACAGUAGGGCCUGGAGGCUUUUAAUGAGAAUUUCAAGGAUACAAGAUUUUCUAGCUGGAUAGUUUAGAAGAUUUACAAGGAGCACACAGGCAUGCAUAUUCUCACUGUGAAGGUUCCUAGUAGCACUGUCCUCUCACAAGAUGCCACAUCUAUACAUUUAAACAGGCAUUUGGACUGUAUGUCUAGCCACAUUCCAGAGGAUUUUCUACAGGCAUCUGUCACUUGUGGUGUCUGUACUUUCUGUCUUGGUUUUAUGUCUCCUUAAAUUUGGUACCUUGAAAAAUAUGUUUGUUCAUAUUUGACAAAAAUAACCAUCUUUCCCAUUCAAGGAGCUUGUGAACCUGUCCUGAAAUAAUUUUUUUCAUUAGCCACCUUUUUACAUCAUAUCCUUAGAAUCCUAAAAGAGCUGAAACUCUUCUCGGCAUUUCCCUAGAGCUGCCAGUUACCUUAGAGAUUUAAUAUGCUUGUAUGUCGACAGGAUCAUCGAAGGGCAAGGUGAUAUUCACAGUGGCAGAUGAGACAUGCAAUAAAUAGAUGGGAUUUGUACAUAAGGAGUACAAGCUGUUGAGAUGCUCCUGAAAGGUGAAGGGGGCCUGAUCUCUGCACCUUUCCUCUGGCUCUUCUUUGUUGCUGUCAUCACACACAAAUAAUGUAAUGUCAUACAGUAUUAGCAGCUUCUUGUCUUAAUUCAUGGUCACUAAUAAACUAAUGAAACUUCUCACUGUCACAUCUGUCUGUCUAGAGCAGGUAUCUUCAAAUGUUGAGCACUAUGGAAUUGCAUUAAUGUAUUUUUAAUGUAUAUUCUGGCAUUUAAGAAAGGUAAAUUUCAUCUAAAGGUAUUUCAAAAGUUCUGAGAGGAUCCCAACCCAGAAUGGUUUCUGUCUGUCAUUAGCCAGACUUGUGACUUACACUGGUAUUCCAGUAAAGUACAGCUGGUAGUUAAUUCUGUAGUAACAUCCACUUACCUGCAUGAAUGGAUACAUGAACUAUGCCUGGAAGCGUUGCAAAAAUGGGACGCUGUCUAGUUCUCUGCAUAACUCAUAUAUUUGUGUCUAAAUGGCAGUUCGUAGCAAAGAGCUGAAACAUGUGCUUUCCACUCAGUCCAAACCUAUAUUCAAUUGAAAAUUAAAACAUCUUACAUGAUUUGUUAGAUAAAAACAUCUAACGGGUUAGAUGAAAACCAUCUAACAUCUACUGGCACAUAUUCAGUAGUUUCUGCCCUUUGUUUCCCCUUCUUCCUGUUUAUUCCACAAGAAAGUCCAUCAUCUUUGCAAUCAUAUAAAUAUUUUGGGACUUAGGCAUAUGCUAUGCUUUAAAUAGUACUUUAGGCCCCUUGGAGAUUGUUCUUGCAUUUCAUUUAUAGCAUUUACAUGUAAGCCUACAGAUUAUUUUCUUGGAGAGAUAUUGUUCCUCACAUAAAAGCAAUCCUCAAACUGACCAUGGGUAAGCUUUUAUGUGCCAUUCCUAUGAAUGUCAUUCUCUUGCCAGUAUUUGUGUGGAUGUAUGUAGAUAUGUAGUACCAGGUUCAUAAUGUUUAUGUGAGAGCACACCUGUACAUAGAGAUGUAUAUACAUGCCCUGGUUUUGCCCAAUAUAACAAUGUCAACUUGUAUGUUGAGCCAAAAAAACUUAAAACUAUACAGUGCUUGAGAUGCUGCAUUGUUUUUAUUAUAGUAUUUUUUUAUAUCAAAUAACUUGCAGGAUGUUUACAGAUGCUUAUUAAUAUUUAACUUAUACAAUGGGGUGGCAAGAUGUUUAUGAUUGUUGUCAGCUAAAGAAUUGUAUAUGAUUCUGGGUGAAAUUUUGGCUUUUUUGAAAUCCUUGGCAAAACUCCCAUUGAUCUCACUGGGGCCAAGAUUAAACUCUUCUGAAUCUAUUGUUUACUGGCUAUUUUCCUACUGUGAUAAGUUUUUUAAUGAGUGAAAUGUAUUUAUUUUUUCCCAAUGUGAAAUCUGCAGUUUCUAUUUGGAUUUUUCUAUGGAACCUGCAAACUACAACACAGGUGGGAAUAUAUGCCUCAGAGACUGUACAGAAUUUUUCAUUGAUCUGGUCCUUGAAUAUGUCUAAGAAAAUACCUUCUAAAAUAACUUUUGUAAGAUUUAAUACAGAAUCCUCUAAAAAGAGAUCACCUUUCAUGCCUCUCUCAUCUCACAAAGAGGGAAUGCAAUGUGGCAGGUGAAGGUGAAGAAUUAUUCCAUGAUAAAUAAAAAGUAGUCCUGUCUGUUUUCUAUACUUACUGAUCUCAUGCAGCUCACCUGUCUUUGCAGAUCUGGUAUAAGACACUUGAAGUACCUUAUCCAGAAGUACCUUAUUGGGAAAAAAAAAAAAAAAGUUACAUAGUAAGUAUGCGGGUUUAAGCUUCUCAUCAAGACAUGGAGGUAUCUUCAGAGCCAGUGUGUUGAGUGACUUUUUAUAUUCCAUGGAUCAGUUAAAAUGAUGAAAACGUUAAAUGGUAAGGCAAGUCAGACAGCUGCUUGACAUUAGAGAAAACACUUGUCUAAAAGCAGAAGGAACAGUUCUUUAAUAGCACAAGGAUGAAAUAUACCAUAAUGCAGCGCUUCCUAAAUCCCUUUCCAGGGUAUCUUUUAAUUAUGUAUGCUCAAAGUGUAUUCUUCCUGUAAAAAAACCAUAUGGCUGUGAAACAGCUAAAUAGAUGCAUCCUAAUUUCUUCAUCUAAGGCUAAAAUACCAUUUUUAAACAAGAGCUGUCAUGCACUUUGAAAUACAUAUGUUGGGAACAGGUAAGUUUAUAUUUAUCAUAGAUAAGUCAUCCCAGGGGUAGUCGGAUGUGUAAAAUGAUGUAGUAUGUCAAGGUUAUCAAAAGCUGAAGAAAUAACAAAGCAGACACCUUCCUUCACAAGGCUCUUUCUGAAGACAUCUGUGCAAAUGCCCACCACUUCCAGGAAUCUUUUCCUAUAAUUUUGUUGAGGAAAGGAUCAUAUUCAGAUUCCUAUCCUUCCCCUUGCUAAUAAGGCAGGAAGUAUGCACCUUGGUUGAAAUUUCUAGGAGUUUGUUGGCUGUAGAAACAGACCUCAAAGAAUAGACAUUUGAGGCAAUAAAUAGGUUUGCAAAGGAUACAGGGCUCUGUCUGGGCUCGUUAGCUAAUGUGGCUCUGACCACAGAUUAGUGGAAGAAAAAGCUUCUUGGUGCUUCACUUGGUGGCAAGGCUCUGUGGUUGUCAGUGGGGGCAGAAGGGUGCCAAGCAAGCAGACUCCUUUCCUUUUGCGUAUUGGUUGGCUUUCUGCAAUUCUAAUCAGGACUGGAGUUCAGGACACACCUUUAUUUGUCUGCAAGGCCAUGUGAUAUCUGAGGAAAUGAGGAGGAAGUGGCUGAAAGUCUGGAUUCUGCCUUUGGUUUCCUGCCAGUGAAGCUGGUGUAAGACUGGGGGCAGUGUAGUUAACCUCCGAGUACCUCACUUUCUCCACCCAAGGGAAUAGGGAUGCUCACCACCUCUGUACAGCCCUCUCAAGUCCUGUAGGAGAGCAGUGUUAUAUAAACCGCUGAGUUUUACCCACACUAUUAUAUGUAGUAAAAAUAAUUACUUCUGUCCAUAACACUGCAAGAAUUGCUUUUCCUAGUUCCAGUUCUCUUUGAUGACCUACUAUGUCCUGGGCAGUCAGUUUUAAAGCUUAGCAAUUGCUCUAAUACUUAGAAUUACACACAUAGCAGGCUCUGUUUGCUGCAGAAAAGAAUAAAACUUUAAACUGCCUGACAAAACUUGCCAAUGAAGUAUAUCUAACAGAGCAGGGGUGUAACUUUUGGCUUUAUUUACUUGUAAUAAUGGUAAGGAACAGUGAAUUUUGUUUGUUUACAUACUGUUUACAAUGGCACAGUUUUAUUUUUAAUAUAUAAAAACAAUUGAGGUAUUUAUUGCAUAUACUAUUUUAAAGAUGUUUUAUGUGUUUUCACCUUUGGAAUAUAUUGUUACAUUUCCUUGUACAGAUAAUUUGGGUGGCUUUGUUAAUAUAGUUAGUAAUUUUUAUGACUACUAAGUGACCAGUUUUCCGUGCCUUUUUAUUGUUGGAUGCAUGAUUACAUAUUUAUUAUUGUAUGGAAGUCACUGAGAUGUGUAUUUUUGUAUUCUGCUGGAAGCAAUGGUUGAUUUUAUUGUACAUGAUAAGAGAUGCCUUCCAUAACAGGCACUCGUAUGAGAUCUUCCUUCUCAAAUAAACAGAAUGCAUUCAAUGUA